This is a messenger RNA of Anthonomus grandis grandis, 1185 nucleotides long. Its product is annotated as nucleoporin Nup35. Gene Ontology annotation, cellular component: nuclear pore nuclear basket; nuclear pore central transport channel; nuclear membrane. The transcript has a single exon. The record is from RefSeq and is a predicted model, not a curated record. Gene Ontology annotation, biological process: nuclear pore organization; NLS-bearing protein import into nucleus; regulation of DNA-templated transcription. NCBI's taxonomy places the organism in Eukaryota, Metazoa, Arthropoda, Insecta, Coleoptera, Curculionidae. Bases 164 to 1027 code for a protein of 287 amino acids. Gene Ontology annotation, molecular function: phospholipid binding; structural constituent of nuclear pore; single-stranded DNA binding.
AUAUUCAAAACUGACAUUGACAUUCCUCUUAUCCAUUUCUGAUUGAUAUGGGUAAAAAUUCCUUUGAAGUUUAAAAAUCAAAAAAGCCAACGGUAUUACGGUAAUCCUAAGUAGUCACAAGACUUCCCUAAAGACAUACUUUAUAUAAAUAAACGAAUUCCCAAUGGAGCCGAUGACUUUAGGCAGCGCUUCCUCUAGUCCCGCUUCGCCCGGCGUAAACUCCUCCGGAUUCCUCCCGAAUUUCUUAAUAGGAGACAUCACCCCCAGCACACCAUAUCAUCCCCAUGUAUCUCCCGGACGUAAUAAAACCCCCGGUAGCUUCAGAGGAAACUCCACCAUGAGUGAAGCGAAAACCCUACGUCAGAAACUGUUCAGUCAAAGUAUGGCGGAGAGUCCCAUACAGCCACCCCCAUCACCAUUUACUAGUGCCCCUGAGAAGACUGGACCCCCUAAGACUGGCCUGUUUGACACAUUGGAUUCAGCUAAAAAGGUAACUUCUCCCGUUUUGAGCAGCACUGUGGCACCUUAUAAUGAACCUUCCAUGUUUAUUAAUGAGAGCCUGUCUAGGAUCCACUCUGUGGAAGAAAAUUCAAUAAAUAUAAGCAAUAAUAGAGGUUCAAAAAUCGAUUCUCAAUGGGUCACUGUAUUUGGGUUUCCUCCUAGCACAUUAAAUUUGGUUCUAUCACAGUUAUCAAACUGUGGGGUGAUACUAGAGAAAAAAAUUCCUUCACAAGGCAACUGGAUGCAUAUAAAAUUUAACAAUCUUGGCGAAGUGGCCAGGGCCUUAGCUUUAAAUGGCAAAUGUAUUGCUAAUAAUAUAAUGAUUGGAGUACAGUUACACUACAAUAAAGAAAAUAAGGAGAACAACAGUGGAGCAACUAUGAUGACUUCACCAAUAAGGGCAAGGUCUUUGCGACAGUCAUUUGUGUCCCCACAUGCAUCUAACACUGUGAUUCCUGCCCAGAGUAUGCCACAAAAGAGUACUGGGAUUGUUAGUAAAGCAAUGGAGUAUGUUUUUGGAUGGUAGUUUUAAUACUAAAUAAGGUGUGUUAAAAGGUAAAUAUUGAGAUGUUGUGUCUAAUUGUAAUUAUUUACCUAUUAUUACCCCCUAUGUUUGAGACAAAUGAGACUUAUCAUUCUGUGCUAUAUAUUUUUUUGUAUAAAUACAUUUCUUUUUUACUUAAA